Rotaria sp. Silwood2 is the source of this 2470-nucleotide messenger RNA. NCBI's taxonomy places the organism in Eukaryota, Metazoa, Rotifera, Eurotatoria, Philodinida, Philodinidae. The record is from the annotation of a GenBank genome assembly.
AUGCAUUCAAUAAAAUAUAUUAUUAUUUAUUUUAUUAUUGGUUUUUAUAAUUUAUCAGCUAAUCAAAAUGAUUUUAAUCCAUAUGAAACUCUUGGUUUAUCUCGAACUGCAUCAGAUAAAGAAAUUCGACAAGCAUACAAAAAAUUAGCUAAACAUUGGCAUCCAGAUAAAAAUUCAGAAUCAAAUGCACAUGAACAAUUUACAAACAUUAAUGCUGCUUAUGAAAUUUUAUCUGAUGCAAAAAAACGACAACAAUACGAUGAACAUGGUACAACAUCAGAAGAUAAUCAUCAAGGAUUUAAUAGCUAUCAUUUUCGAGAUCCAUUUGAUAUGUUUCGAGCACAUUUUUUUCAUGAAACAUCAUCCGGUGCAAAGAAAAUUAUUCAUUUAUAUGAAUUUCUUAACAAUAUUUUACCAAAUAGUGAUAAAAAACCUUAUUUAAUAUUUGGUAGUACUAAUUUUUGUUUUCAUUGUCGACAACCAUUAGAAGUUUUUCGUUCAAUAGAAAAACAAUUAAAUGAUGUUGGUAUUGGUACUGGUGAAUUUAAUAUAAAUGAUGAACGUUUAAGUAGUCAAUUAGGAAUUAUAAAUAUUCCAUCUUUGUGUGUAAUCAGUCAAGGUCGUGUUUAUCAUUUUGAUGAUCAGGAAUUUUCCGGAGCAAAUAUAAAAGAAUUUGUACGAAAAUCUAUACCAACAAAACGAUUUAUUCAAACAUUAAAAACUGAUGAUGAUAUAUUAACAAUGAUUAAAUCCUAUAAUCAAUCAAAUCGAGUAAAUGCUUUAUUAAUAACAAAACAAAAAACACCAACACUUAAAUUUGUUAUACCAUGUUUACAAUAUUCAACAAGAAUACAAUGUGCUUUAUUUAAUUCAUCUAUGAUAAAAACUACAUCAUUGCUGUCGUUUCUUAAACAAAUUUCUACAAUAUCAGAUACUGUUUUAUUAUUUAAAGAAGAUAUUAAUAAACCUGAAUUAGUAAUUAAAGAUAGUGAUUUUACUUUUGAUAAUCUACAAAAAUUAUUUGAAUCAAAUCAACUAUUACAUUUACCUACAAUCACAAGUACAAAUGUAUUUAAUCUUAUCUGUCAAAUAAAUUCAGCUAAGUAUGAAUAUUUAAUAGUUCUAUGUUAGAUAUAAUACUUUUCAUCGAGAUAAAUUAUAAUUUUGUCCUUAAAUAUUAUAAAUACUCCAGGGAUCAAUAUUUUAACUUAUUUUGCAUAGUAUAUUGGAUUUAAUUCGAUUGAAGAACAACUGAAUGUUAUUUUUAGCAUUGAAUUUGCAUUUUUUUAAAUAAGAUUAUAAUAGAUGUUAAACAUUUACAUUAAAAUUUAGUAGAAGAUGAAUUUAUAACUACAACUAUUGUUUAUUUAAGAAUUUUAUAUUCGAACAAAUAAAAACUUUUGAAUUAAUAUUGUAUAAUAUUCUAAAAAUGGAAAAAAAAACAAGAGAAUUUCUAUUAUAAAUUUAUUUUUCGUUCCGUUUUGUGGCAUCAAGGACAUCAAUGUCUAAGAACUCGAUAUACUCUAGUACUAUUAGAGCUCGUCAAAUUGAUUCUACAUUCGGAUUCGAAAAUUUAGUUUUAACAAAUGAACUUUUUUGAAUAAUAAAUUUUGUUCUCUAAUAUUUCCUGUACGGAAGAUUUCAACAAUGUCUUAUCAUGGACUAAAGACAUAAAAAAACAGUCGACGUCAAAAAAAAUUUGACUUCGAUUUUGUUUUAGGUCAAUUAGACCUUGAUAAGAUGCCGGUGAAACCUUUAGUUUGUACAUUAAAUAUCAGAAAGCAAAUUGAAUAACUGAUGAAUGUGAAGAAAUAUUAUGAAAUGAUUUUUGUCAGUGUGUUGCCAAAUCCAGGGCACAUAGAACAGUUUGUUGGGUUAGAAUUCUAGAGAUUUUUAAGAAAAUUCUGAAUGUUUCCAAAGAUCUAAAGUUGAAUUUUAAGUGUAAAAAAAUUAUAAUCUACAGAGAAAAUUGUUUUUCUUAUAAACUACACACACAUAUGACAUUAACGUCAACAAUCGAUAUGUUUUUCAUAGAAUCCUAGAUCAACCAAUCAAAAAAAAAAUAAUCUUUACCUUGAACAAUAUAAAUUAAAAAUGUCGGAUGCAGUGACGUAUCCAGGAUUUUUCAGUAUGCUGAAUCUUGACUUUUGAGCAUGGGACCCAAAUGACACUCAUAGAGGGUAAUGUUGAGUCCAAAUGAUGGAAUUUUAUCAAAAAAAAUUUGCAUUCGGAGUUUCGCGAAAAAAAUUAGCAUUUUUCUGAUCCCCCCUCCUAGGAUUUUUUACUGUUAGUAUUAUCUUGGAUUUUAGAAUCUCGUAGGAAGCUAUACCGAAUUUCAUCGACAGAUUUUAAAUUUCGUCUAAAAAUGUCCAACCGUUCAAGAGUUAUGAUGUUUUGAAAUUUGGAAAAAAUUGUUUCCACAUGUGGCAAAAAUUCAAAAAGUUAUAACUCUUGAACGAUUACAUAUUUU